Messenger RNA from Malaclemys terrapin pileata, 3521 nucleotides. It is a transcript of the gene ANO3, whose product is annotated as anoctamin 3. Gene Ontology annotation, molecular function: protein dimerization activity; chloride channel activity. Gene Ontology annotation, cellular component: plasma membrane. Lineage: Eukaryota; Metazoa; Chordata; Testudines; Emydidae. The coding region runs from base 91 to 3024 and encodes 977 amino acids. The transcript has 27 exons. Gene Ontology annotation, biological process: chloride transmembrane transport. The record is from RefSeq and is a predicted model, not a curated record.
AAGUCAGUUUUUAGUAAAGACAAAUCCAAUGAAUUACAUGCUGAUUGCUGCAGUCUUAAACUUCACUCCUCACACUCUGCACCUGUGGGUAUGAACACAAGCAGGAGUGAGACAGUGAAAGAGCCUCCAUUGAAGCCCUCUAGAAGAUCCAUGCCAUGCUUAGCACAGAGCCAAACACACCCUCACAGUCUGAGCAAACAUUCUUCAUUUCUUCAACCAAAUAGGCUCCAGCCACAGGCUCGGCCUCUGAGUGCAGGCACUUCAACAGCUACAGUCAAUGUAGUGUCAGAACGAGCUAAAGUGAUGGAGACCCUGGAAAACAACUUACUCAAGUUGUCUAAUACAGAAUACAGUGAUUCAUUUUUAGGAAAAGACAAAGACACAUAUACAGAUGAUUCAGAACAUGGGAAUUAUGAUUCUCGCACAGAUCAGUCACUGCUUAUUCAAAACACAGUUACCAGACAGAAACCAGAACCUCGGAUUAAGUCAUCUUUGAAGAAUGAGAUGAAUGCCAUAGCAUCAUCAGGCCUCUUCUUCAAAGAUGGUAAAAAGCGCAUUGAUUACAUCUUGGUCUAUAAAAAGUCAAGUCUACAAAUAGAAAAAAGAAACACUUUUGAAAAGAACUUGAGGGCAGAGGGCUUAAUGUUAGAAAGAGAGCCAGCUAUUACGAGCAACGACAUAAUGUUUGUUAAAAUUCACUGUCCAUGGGAUACGUUAUGCAAAUAUGCAGAAAGAAUGAACAUCAGGAUGCCUUUCAGGAAAAAGUGUUAUUACACUGACUGGAGGAGCAAAACCAUGGGCAGUUUGCAGAGGAAUAUCAGAGAGCUGAAAAGUUGGUUGCCCAGAAAUCCAAUGAAGCUUGACAAGGAGGCCCUCCCUGACCUGGAAGAGACAGAUUGUUACACAGCACCCUUUAGCCGAGCGCGAAUCCACCACUUUACAAUAAACAACAAAGACAGCUUCUUCAGCAACUCCACAAGAAGUAGAAUAGUGCACCACAUGCUACAGAGAACGAAGUAUGAAGAUGGCAAAUCAAAAAUGGGUAUUAAUAGAUUACUCAAUAAUGGAACAUAUGAAGCUGCAUUUCCACCACAUGAGGGAAGCCACAAGAGCAGACAUCCCAUCAAAACACAUGGAGCUCAAAAUCACAGACACCUAUUAUAUGAGCGCUGGGCACGGUGGGGGAUGUGGUACAAAUACCAGCCUCUGGAUUUAAUCAGGCGCUAUUUUGGUGAAAAAAUUGGUCUUUAUUUUGCUUGGUUGGGAUGGUACACUGGAAUGCUCAUUCCUGCUGCACUUGUCGGGCUGUUUGUUUUCCUUUAUGGAUUGUUUACCAUGGAUUCUAGCCAAGUAAGCAAAGAGAUCUGCGAGGCAAAUGAAACCAUCAUGUGCCCUAUGUGCGAACGCAAUUGCACGCUACAGAAACUCAACGAAAGCUGCAUAUAUGCAAAGGUUACACAUUUGUUUGAUAAUGGAGGCACUGUCUUCUUUGCUAUUUUUAUGGCAAUAUGGGCUACAGUGUUUCUAGAGUUUUGGAAAAGACGGAGAGCUGUACUCACCUAUGACUGGGAUCUCAUAGACUGGGAGGAUGAAGAGGAAGAGCUGCGCCCCCAGUUUGAAGCAAAAUACUCCCAAGUGGAACGAGUAAAUCCCAUCACAGGAAAACCUGAACCUUUUCAACCCUUCCCUGAUAAACUUAGUCGACUGAUGGUGUCUGUCUCAGGAAUAUUCUUCAUGAUUUCUUUGGUACUCACUGCAGUGUUUGCAGUUGUGGUCUAUCGCCUGGUAGCUAUGGAACAAUUUGCAUCCUUCCAGUGGUAUUUUAUCAAAAAGUACUGGCAGUUUGCAACAUCUGGCACUGGAGUCUGUAUCAAUUUCAUGAUCAUCAUGUCACUUAAUGUAGUAUAUGAAAAAGUUGCCUAUCUCCUAACAGAUUUAGAGCAUCCUAGAACAGAAUCUGAAUGGGAAAACAGUUUUGCCUUGAAAAUGUUCCUCUUCCAGUUUGUCAACUUAAACAGCUCAAUCUUUUAUAUUGCUUUUUUCCUUGGCAGAUUUGCAGGCCGUCCAGGAAAAUACAACAAACUUUUUAAUAGAUGGAGACUGGAAGAGUGUCAUCCUAGUGGCUGUUUGAUAGAUCUCUGCUUGCAAAUGGGAGUUAUAAUGGUUUUAAAACAAAUGUGGAACAACUUCAUGGAACUGGGUUAUCCGUUACUACAGAACUGGUGGUCACGACGCAAGAUCAAGAAAGGAGGGCAGUUAUUGGAGCAUAAAAUUUCAUUACCUCAAUGGGAAAAAGAUUGGAAUCUGCAGCCAAUGAAUCUCCACGGCUUAAUGGAUGAGUACUUAGAGAUGGUUUUACAGUUUGGCUUUACCACCAUCUUUGUUGCUGCCUUCCCACUGGCACCUCUCCUGGCAUUGCUUAACAAUAUUAUAGAAAUAAGACUAGAUGCUUACAAGUUUGUUACCCAGUGGAGGAGACCUAUGCCUGCAAGAGCAACAGAUAUAGGUAUCUGGUAUGGAAUCCUUGAAGGAAUUGGAGUCCUGGCUGUCAUCACUAAUGCAUUUGUUAUUGCAAUUACUUCUGACUAUAUCCCACGUUUUGUCUAUGCAUACAAAUAUGGCCCUUGUACAGAUGAAGGAUACAGACAGGAAAAAUGUUUAAAGGGAUAUGUCAACAGUAGUUUAUCAGUAUUUGAUCUGAAUGAGCUUGGUAUGGGAUACUCAGGAUACUGCAGAUAUCGAGACUACAGAGCGCCACCCUGGAGUUCAGCUCCUUACGAGUUCACCUUGCAGUUCUGGCAUGUCCUAGCUGCGCGGCUGGCUUUCAUUAUAGUAUUUGAGCACCUUGUUUUUGGAAUAAAGUCUUUCAUUGCCUACCUGAUCCCAGACAUGCCCAAAGACUUGUGUGACAGAAUGAGAAGAGAGAAAUACUUGGUCCAGGAAAUGAUGUAUGAGGCUGAACUAGAGCAUUUGCAGAGAGAGCGGAAAAAGAAUGGGAAACAGUAUCACCACGAAUGGCCUUAGUUGAUACCGUAUAGCAGCAAAAACAUUCCAUGAAAAUUGACUAGUGCAGGUCUCAAAUGGAGGUAGAUCUGGCAAUGAGGAGCAGUGUGUAUAUAUGCUGCUAUUGGAAAAUAUAUUAGCAGGAUUUGCUGGGUCCUGGAAAAUACAUGCUUCCAAUGAAGAAAAUGAAUAGCCAUAUCUGUCGCUGGUCCAUGGUCAACACCAGGUGUUGCUAUCAGUUCAUUAGAAAGUAUAAUGAGGGGUUGAGUACUUGGAUGCAUCAGUAAAGCAAGUUGCAAUGAACUUUCAUGCUAUUCAUCAAGUCAUCAACAGCAUAAUGAAAAUAAAUACAUUGCCUGUAAAACUUUCAUAUUAAGGGCAUGACUAAAAAUCAAGUUAUAUAUCAUCUGCUACUUCUAAAGCUUUUGAUUGUUCAAUUGAAGUUGUAAUGCCUAUGAAAAAAAAGUAUGAUUAAUUGUUGCCUUUGUGGCCAUAAAUUGAUGUUAAUGAUCCUUCAA